UGACUGUUAAAUUUAUCAUCAUGGGGUUACCCUCUUAAUCUCACAAUAUGAGACGGUGAGCAGGGAAAUGUCUCAUCAAUUACUUUGACGGACAACAGAGAACAAAAAUGUCAAACUAAUGAACCCUGCCAUCAAAGUGUAAUCUCCACGAAAAUUGAUUAAUUUGGUCUUUGUGGAGUAACCCUGCUCGCCUCUAGCCCAUGUAAUCGCCCUGCCCCGUCCCAAGGCUGCCGGUAAUAAUGCAGACAGAUGGAUAUCAUGUGGGACACACCAGCAGGUAUUCAUCUCGCCGUGGAACGUAGAAGAGAAAGACAGGGAGCCACUGGCUGUAUUGAUGCUGACAUCACCUCACCACCUCAAAUCAUUCUCCAGUCUUCCUCUCCGGAUCCCCCCCCCUGCUUUCUGGCCAUUAAUAAAUCCGUCCGUCUCCCUAUCCCUGCUAUUUGAAGCCGAAGAGCCCCGCACUUUCACAUACACAGACCGCUCGCAGCGUUGCAUCUGUCUGCCGCGGCGUGUGCCUGCGUUAACGCGUGAGAGAGAGAGAGAAAGAGAGAGAGCGCGGGUGAGCAAGCCAGCAAGGAGAGGGAGACAGAAAGGGAGAAAGGAAAAGCGAGCGAUCGAGAGAAAAAGGGGCAAAGAGACACCGAGUGCAUGAGAGCAAGACAAAGCAAUGAAAUUCAUCGGAGCCGUUUACCUCCUGUUCCUCCUUCCUGCUUUAAGCUUCAACAGCAGCUAUGAGGGGCUGGAGAAGAAGCUGAAGGAGGUUUUCACAGAAAGGACAGGAAUUUUACGACAACUCUCCAAAACAUCAAAGGAGCUGGACAGCAUCAAGGGGAACCUGCAGUCUCUUAAGAAUGAUGAUGCCGUGCCCAAGAAGGAUGUGCAGAGGAUCCUGGAGCUCAGUCACAAGCAAAGGGAUGAGAUGAAGUCACUCCAGGCAGCUCUGCAGAAACAACUGGAUGAUGCAGCUGAACGUGCAGAGAAACAACAGGCCACCAUAAAGUUUUUAAAGAUGGAAAUGGAAAAGAAGACCAAAAUCAUCAAAGACCUUCAGCAAGAGAAUAAAAGCUUGAAGAACAAACUUCUGUCCGGGAACAAGCUCUGUGACAUACAUGCAGAGGAGUCCAAAAAAAUCCAAGCCCAACUGAAAGAGCUGAGGUAUGGCAAAAAGGAUUUAAUUUUUAAGGGUCAGCAGCUGAUGGACUUGGAGAAUAAACUCAAAGUAGCCAAAGAUGAACUGGAGAAGGCAGCGCUGGACAAGGAGUCACAGCUGAAAGCCCUGAAGGACACCGUACAUAUCUGCUUCUCGUCUGUCCUACACAGCCAGACAGGAAGUUUACACAGAUUUCCAGCCACGCCCACCAACCUGUUGAGGUACUCAGCCCUGGUCAACAACUCCAGAGUCACCUUUCAGCAGCCGCAUGCAAAGGACAUCCCGAAAGUUCCCCGGAUCACAACAACAAGUAAAUUGCCUGUGAGCAGUGCGGUAAUGAGGAGAGAGAGCACAGGACCGAAAGACUGCCAGAUGGUGAAGGUGGGAGCAGACUGUUCCCAGAAUCAGACCGAGAGUUCAUCUGAGAUGAAAAAGACAUUUGGACACAGUCAAUCCAAGACCCCAGAGCAGAUCGGACAAGGCCAAGCAAGGACAGCAGAGGAAAGUGGGAAAACAGACGGAGACCUAAAAAAGACACAAAUGGACAAACACAACUAAAAGGACAGUGGAAGACUUGGCAGAUAUUUUCUGCAUGGUAAAAAUGAUGUCAUAUCUGUUUAAGCCCCUCUUCAUUCACUGAGCUUAUAAGAACACACACACACACACACACACACACUGUAGGCAAACACAAACAACAACAAACACAAAAUAACACUGCUAAUGUAGAAAAAGAAAUUCCCAACAUUUGUUUUGAACUUUCUUAAUAAAAAUAAAAAAAAAUUAAAAAUACAACAACCGCAUAGUAUGGCAUGCAUUAUAGAGUUUUAGAUAUUGAUUUUACAAGGUUACGAUGGUACUGGUUGUUCACUUUUUCUUUUGUUCACUAUCUAUUUUGAUUCUUUCUUUCUUUCUUUCUUUUUUCUCCCAAAGUGAGGACACAAUGUUCUUUGAUUUGUGUUGUUUGUAAUUAAGAACUAUUUCUGGCACCGCAGACCAGAAUUUCAGUGUUAAAGGUCACGCUGGGGGUCAUUUGAGUUCUGUAAAUUUACACAUGAGGUCAAAUUCAAACUUUUGUCUAAGCAGCUUCUGAAAAUAUUGAACUAUUGAAUACCGUAUGUCCUAAAAGCAAAAUAGGGCUGCACGAUUUGGGGAAAAAAUUGAAUUGUGAAUUUUCUGAUAAUUUGUGAUAUAAAUGUGAUGUUUUUAAAAUUAUUAUUAUUAUUAUUACUGAAUAAAAAUAUUAAAUAAAAUUAGAAAUAUUACUAUUGUUAUAAUAGUAUUUAAUUUAAGAGUAUUUAAGAAAAAUAUAAUAAUAAUAAUAAUAAUUUUAUUUUACAGUACAACUGUAAAAUAACAAUAUUUUAGUCUUAAUUUCUUCAGUUUCAAAUAUAUAUAUAUAUAUAUAUAUAUAUAUAUAUUUGAUAAUCGCACUAAGCCAUAUCGCAUUUUCGUUUUUAUUCCGAUUAAUUGUGCAGCCCUAAUAGAAACAGAAUCGAUCCCAGUUCAGCUAAAAUUCUGAAAAGAACUGUUUAAAGUGAAGGUACGGUUUGUCUCGUGUUGUAGCAAAGAUUAAUUUACUCCUCCUACUCCAUAUUACGAGGCUCAAGUUGGCUGGCCAACUAUCACUGUUGAAUAUUUCGGAGCUUUUGGUGCCAGAAUUAAAGAGAAAACCUCGACUCACAGUGAGUCGUCUCCCUAAGAAUGAUGUGCCAUGCACCGAGUACUUAAUCUACUGCUACAUCUCUCUGUUUCUCUACCUUCUUGUGUCCUUUACAAUAAACCGUGAUUUUCGCUAAAUGUGUGAAGAAUAAAUGGUUAUUUGUGGAGUAAAA
Molecule: messenger RNA, 2985 nt
Organism: Megalobrama amblycephala (Wuchang bream)
Lineage: Eukaryota; Metazoa; Chordata; Actinopteri; Cypriniformes; Xenocyprididae
Gene: luzp2
Product: leucine zipper protein 2
Exons: 12
Coding region: 671-1711 (346 amino acids)
Source: RefSeq, a predicted model, not a curated record